This is a messenger RNA of Aegilops tauschii subsp. strangulata, 780 nucleotides long. Its product is annotated as histidine-containing phosphotransfer protein 1-like. NCBI's taxonomy places the organism in Eukaryota, Viridiplantae, Streptophyta, Magnoliopsida, Poales, Poaceae. Gene Ontology annotation, cellular component: cytoplasm; nucleus. Gene Ontology annotation, biological process: cytokinin-activated signaling pathway; phosphorelay signal transduction system; phosphorylation. Gene Ontology annotation, molecular function: protein histidine kinase binding; histidine phosphotransfer kinase activity. The record is from RefSeq and is a predicted model, not a curated record.
UCCAUCCAUUCACUCCCUGUCCCCUCCUUGCUUAGCUUUCUUCCUCCUUGGUAGCUCUAGUCUCCUUGUUGUGGGUAGCCAUGGCGGCCCCGAUGUUGAACCAGUUCAAUACCCUCGUGGCCAACAUGUUCGCUGCGGGUUUGCUGGACGAUCAGUUCCAGGAGCUGCAGAUGCUCCAGGAAGGAAGCGCCCCAGACUUCAUCGACAAGGUUGUCACGCUCUUCUGCGAGGAUGGCGAGCGUAUCAUCGGCGAGAUCGCCAAGCUGCUGGACAAGCCCUGUGUGGACUAUUACAAGGUGAGCCGUUUUGUGCUUGAACUCAAGGGAAGCAGUGCAUGUAUUGGUGCUCAGAGAGUGAAGAACAGUUGCAUUCAGUUCCAUCAGUGUUGUCAGGAGAAGAGCAGAGAUGGGUGCCUGAACUCACUGGAUUCUGUGAGGAAUGAUUUCUAUGAUGUGUGCAGCAUGUUCAAUCCACAUGCUUCAGCAGGUCCAAGCCUUCAUCCUAAACUGUAGACUUGAGCGAUAAAGCUGGAACUGCAUGUUUCUGAUGGUACAACACCUUUGAAGUCGUGGAACCAUGCUCAACCUAGCUUAUAUAGCUUGGAGUCAUUUGCUUAUGUGGGGUCUGUAGCUGCCUAGCGGCAAGCUAAUCAUCUACCAGUAUCGAUGUCUUUGUUAUUGUUCGCACUUUCAUUUGGAAUUCUCAGUGGUCAAAUUAAAAAUUCAGCUGUGGUUGUUCUGUGGAUUAUUGGUGGUUAAUCUGGUGCCUUAUUUCUCGUCA